CGUGAACAAACUAGGAUGGACGGCUGGACCGUCAAGACUCAAAAAGGCUACCCCGCAAGGGUCCUGGAGUGUUGCCCGACAAGGAAAUCGCUGCGAGCACGACCAUUGGGCAGACAAAACGCGAUGGAGAUGGGCGGACACUUAUGGGGAGAAACCAGAAGCGCUAGGCCUAACUCCUCCAGUGCUUGCUGCAUCCAGGUCCCCGACGCUAGUACGCGAACUCAGAUUUAGCUUUCACGAUAUACGCCGAUCUGCGUUGAACCCCGAGUGAAGCCAAACCCCGUGUUGUAUAAGUAGCACCCGCGGGCCCCAAGGCACGAGAUGGUAGAGCCAUCAACUGUACACCUCAAAACUUGAGACAGCACCUGAGAAGUGAGGCCACGGAUAUACAACUUGCAAGCACCCAGCUUGAGUCGAUAGAUCACAAGUCAGGGUCGGUUAUCACUGAUUCUUCAUCUUCGGAUCCUGGACCCACCGCCGUCAUCAUGCUGUCUGCUUCAACCUUCUCCAAACUCCUCCAGGCCGCAAGCAUCGCCUUUGGCAUCGUGCCCAUUGGCUUCGAGGUGAACUGGUACUACAGCACGGCCUCGGGCCUGUCCUUCUUCCACCUCGACCCCCCAGCGGUGGGUUCCGAGCAUCGCCCCACGGUUGACUGUAUGGCAUCGGUCAUUGGAGUGCGCAACUUCGCGCUCGGCACCUCGAUGGUCGCGGCUGCCCUGAUGCGGGAGAAGAGGACGCUGGGCGUUCUCUACUUGUCCUUUGCGGUGAUUGCGUUUGUCGACGGGGUCGCGACAAACCGUGCGGCUGGCGAAGGGGGCGGCGACCAUUGGAGCUACAUCCACAUUGUGGCCGGGCUGGGCAUUGCGAAUCUGUGGACGGCGGGAUGAGGAUGUCCGGCGCAAGGGCAAAGAGGCGAUCGUGCGGCUAAUAUGGCAUUCUGUAUUGGUUGAUGCCGUUCAGCAGCAGUUGUACUAUCGAUGAGAAUAUUGAGGAGACAAUAUGAGAGAAUGCGCAC
Microdochium trichocladiopsis is the source of this 1015-nucleotide messenger RNA. RefSeq lists its product as uncharacterized. The record is from RefSeq and is a predicted model, not a curated record. The coding region runs from base 486 to 887 and encodes 133 amino acids. Lineage: Eukaryota; Fungi; Ascomycota; Sordariomycetes; Xylariales; Microdochiaceae. The transcript has a single exon.